This is a messenger RNA of Acanthoscelides obtectus, 282 nucleotides long. The record is from the annotation of a GenBank genome assembly. NCBI's taxonomy places the organism in Eukaryota, Metazoa, Arthropoda, Insecta, Coleoptera, Chrysomelidae.
AUGGGCGAUUACGAGAAGGAGCAACGUAGGCUUUGGGCACUUUGGGAGGAAGUACAGAAUGAAGAUGAAGCGAUCGAUCGAGACGAUUCAGAAGAAGAAGAUGAAAUAGAUAAUGUAAGUGUUUGCAGCGACUAUCCCGAUUUGGAGCAAAAUCCUGAAGUUGUAGAAGAUCAAGGCGAUGAAACACAAGCCGAGGUCUUGGGCACACAUAGUUUCUUUCUUGGAAAAAACGGGAUGAAAUGGUUCAAAGAGUGCCCUAGUAGGAAUGUUCGAACUACGUAG